Molecule: messenger RNA, 785 nt
Organism: Plasmodium gaboni
Lineage: Eukaryota; Apicomplexa; Aconoidasida; Haemosporida; Plasmodiidae
Source: the annotation of a RefSeq genome assembly
AAAUAAGAGAACUACUAAAAGGUAAAAUUCCAGAAUUAGUUGAUAUUGAAUUAAAAACAGAAAAAGUAAAUAAUUUAAGAAAUAUGCAAGAACAAAUGAAAAAUAAUUUAGAAAAAAAAUUGGAAACAUUAAUUGAAGAACAAUUAAAUAUGAAACCAGAACAAUUAAUAAAUGAAAAUAAGGGAAAAUGGAAAAAUGAAUUAAAAGAAGAAUUUAAUGCACAACUAAAAAACGUUUUGGAGGAAAAAAUAAAUGAUUUGUUAACUAAAAAUCAAAAUGAAUUACAAGAGAUAGAUAAAAUAAGACAAGGUUUAAAAAAAGAAAUGCACGAAUUAAUAAAAAGCAAAUCAAAAGAAGAAGAUAUUGAUAAGCUACAUGAUAGAGAAACACAUUUGAGGGAAAACAUAGAAAAAACAUUGAUAAGCAGAAUAGAUGAUGAUAUAACCAAAGAAAAUCAGUACAUAAUGAAAGAAAAUAAGGAAGAAUGGAAGAAGAGAUUGAAUAAAGAAUUUAAAGAAACAUUAAAUGUAGAAUUAAAGAAACACAUUGAUGAUUUGUCAGAUAAAAGGAGAAAAGAAUUGAAGAAAAUAGAAGAAAUAGAAGAAAAAUUAAAAGUAGAAAUGCCUAAAAUUAUCAAUGAAAAAUUAAAGGCAUCAUACGAAAAUAUAUGGAGAAAUAAAGACGAAAAUGAAGAAAUAAUAAAUACUAAAAUAGAACAUUUUAAAAAUGAAAUAAACAGCAAAUUCAAACGUGAAAUAGAAGAUGAUAUGAAAAAAUUAAUACUA